AUGGGUCGGAAGCGGUGUGUCGGUGCAGAUUGUUCCAAGAUGGCGGCCGGGUGCUGCGGGGUGAAGAAGCAGAAACUGUCGGGAUCUCCCGGGUCGGGGGGUCCCGGCGGAGUGGGGGUGGGAAGCGGGGUGGCAGGAACCGGACAUUGUGGCUCGGAGUUGGGGAUUGGCUCCUCCGCGGCUGUUGCAGCUGCGGCAAACGUGAGCCGAGUCAACGGCCUGGGGGGACCCGGGGGUAACGUUAGCGGCGGCAGUAGUGGUAGCAGCAGUGGCACCAACGCUCUGUCACCAGUCCCGGCCGGUUAUACUACAUCUGGCCUCUCCCCGAACAUCAGCCCGGGACCUGGUUCGGGAAGUGGUGGCAGAAAAAUGGUUGUCUCCGCGGAGAUGUGCUGCUUCUGUUUUGACGUGCUUUAUUGCCAUCUGUAUGGAUACCAACCUCCGAGAACACCCAGGUUUACAAAUGAUCCCUUUCCGCUGUUUGUCACAUGGAAAAUAGGCAGAGACAAGCGGUUGAGGGGUUGUAUAGGUACAUUUUCUGCCAUGCAUCUGCACUCAGGACUCAGGGAGUACACCCUUACCAGUGCCCUUAAAGACAGCCGCUUCCCCCCUAUGACAAGGGAUGAGCUGCCUCGCCUCUUCUGCUCAGUGUCUCUUCUCACCAACUUUGAAGAUGUCGGGGAUUACCUUGACUGGGAGGUGGGUAUUCAUGGUAUAAGGAUAGAGUUUUUCAGUGAAAAAGGAUCAAAACGCACCGCCACCUACCUGCCAGAGGUUGCAAAGGAGCAAGGUUGGGACCACAUUCAAACCAUAGAUUCCUUACUACGAAAGGGAGGGUACAAAGCUCUCAUCACAAAUGACUUCAGGAAGACCAUUAAAUUAACCAGGUACCGUAGCGAAAAGAUGACGAUGGCUUAUGCAGAGUACAUCGCCCUCCGCCAGCACCAUCACUACCAGAAUGGCAUUGGUCACCCAGUGCCGUCUUAUAAUCAUUAUUCCUGACAGCGAGCCGCAUGACCAAUCACUGGACCUCUCCGCGGACCUUUUCCCAGGAGAGCCCGCCCCCUCUUGGUCUAGCUAUUUCUACUACUGUACCAUUUUAUGAUGAUAGUUUCCGUUGCCGUGCUGGCCGUCUCCCAGACGUUGACAUGGCAACGGGUGGCAACGAAGCAAACAUUGAUUAUGGCAAGAAAUCCAUGUGUUUCUUUUUGUUUGCCUGUGGUUGAGCUUUUGCAGCAUAUGCAUACCUAUAUCUAUAACCCCCUUUAUUCAUAAUUUUUGAAAAAUUAAACCAAUAUUAGAGUUGAUGAAUAUUGUGUCUUUACAGCAAACCUAAUCAGGUUUUUGAUUCUGUGGAUGGAAGGAAGUUUCGCUUGUGUGGAUUCGUAACAUCUAGGCUUUGCUACAACUUAACAUUUACUAAUAAAAUUAUUUUUCUUCUUUCUUUUUGAAAAUCCUGACAUGGAAUAUCAUGUAGCAAGGCGACUGCAGUUCUCAAAGGCUGUGUCCUCUACUUCAGUUCCUCUCAAAAACUUGAUAGUUCAGGUUGUUUUAGCCUUGUGAACUCUCGUGCUGUAGUUGGAACCAUGUAUUGGGAUGUGUGUACUCCCAAGUGUAGAUAGGAUUGUGACGUCAUUUUUUGCGCCGGCCUUUGCCGGCAGUGUUUAUUGGUCGAGCUCACAAUCGUGUGUUUGUGUGUUGCUGUGUGUGGGUGACAGAAAAUUAAAACCAGUAAAAUAAAUGAGAAAUUAAAUUUGAUUUGAAGGGUUUUCAGAUUCCUCCCCCUCUGAGAUGUGUUGGAAAUCUUUAACUGUGGGGUUUUUUUCUUCCUUGAAAAUCAAAGUAAUUGUGGGGAAUUUGUGUAAAAAUAGCUGGUUUUAGUACAUUUGAGAGGGGGAGUGGGUGUGACUACAAGUCUCCAAGGGGACUAAAAAAAAAAUUCUUUUAAAUUUGUGU
Molecule: messenger RNA, 1956 nt
Organism: Nothobranchius furzeri (turquoise killifish)
Lineage: Eukaryota; Metazoa; Chordata; Actinopteri; Cyprinodontiformes; Nothobranchiidae
Gene: ammecr1
Product: AMMECR nuclear protein 1
Source: RefSeq, a predicted model, not a curated record